Mustela erminea (ermine) is the source of this 1804-nucleotide messenger RNA. Its product is annotated as atherin-like. NCBI's taxonomy places the organism in Eukaryota, Metazoa, Chordata, Mammalia, Carnivora, Mustelidae. Bases 1 to 717 code for a protein of 238 amino acids. The transcript is spliced from 2 exons. The record is from RefSeq and is a predicted model, not a curated record.
AUGGUCUCAGGCCGGACGUCCCAGGACGACGCGGUGCAGGCCCGUGGGGGCGUCGCGCCGGGGAAGAAACAUUCACCGCGUUUCUGGAACGUGGUUUUUCCCAACGGAGCACCAGGCCCUGCUGCGUUCGUGUCUUGGAUUGUUGCAGCAACUCAUGAGCCCAACCCAGCUCUGUCAGGACAGAGGGACAAGCAGACAAGGGAAGGACACAGAACCGUCCGAGGCGGCACCGGCGACUCCUGCGGAGGGGUGACUCCGGCUGUCCCGGCGCCAGCGCGACCCCGCUGUGCCCCCCGCGCACCCCCCAGCGACCCCGCGGUGAGCGAGGCCCUCCUGGACGCGCAGCCGGUGAGGGCUCCGCACCCGCUCGUCCCCGCAGGGGACCCGGCACCCCCGAGGUCAGGUCACCGCGCAGGCCCCGCAAGUCCGCGGUCCUCCGGGAGCUCCCGUGGGAUCCGGAAGGCGUCGGAGGUGACCCGGGCCUGCGAGCGGCCGGGACGGAGACGGGGCGCCGCGCCCCGAGGUGUCGCACUUGGGAAGACGUGUCCUCGCGCUCGGGGCCUGCAGGAACCGUGGGGGAUCUUGUUUGCGUCAGGGGGACACAGCGGGUGCGUCCGAGUCACGCAGUUACAGGCCCUCGUCAGGCGUUCGUCGGUGGCACCGCUGCUCCGGCGUGUCCGGCUGCGCCGCCGCGGGGAAGCAAAGGGAAAAAACUAAAUAUAUGGAGACAGAGACACAGACGUACAGAAGUUCCCGGAGACCGCAGAGCCUCGCGGGACCGGUGUGAAGCCUGUAGAGGCCGCGCUGCCCAGGACGGCGGCCACCGCGCGUGGGGCCCGGGGACCCGCGCGUGGCCAGCUCCGAGCGCAGGGCCUGCUCGGUCUCAAAGAUGCAGCCCGGAACAGAAACCAGCUCCACGGUGUGCAUAUAGGCCUAGAUAAGCCGCAGUACUGAAAGUCAUCUCACCGGUUGCUUUUUACCUUUUUAAACACGGUCACCAGGACAUGGUGGGUUCCCGGGUCGUUCCCGUGCUCCGCAGCUGUCGCUCUGCACCGCUCAGAUCCUGCUCACCUGUAGGUAGUGACCGUGUGUUAAGUAAUAAACACAAACAAUGAAAUGGCAGAUGUCAAAUCGGCUCCACCUCAGUUCGGACCAAAUUUCCAAUGACCCUUCACCGCUGUCCAGCUCCCUGAAGGGAUGGAGGAGCAAGUCCCGAUGGCAGUGCGAGGGCCACGGAGCCGGCGGGUGCGCGGCUGCAGAACAAAGCUGGAAAACGCGUUGCCGAAGCGGACACCGAUCACCUGAGCCUGGGGAGUGGCGAGAUGCACCCAGAAGCAUCUGGUGGGAGACCCGCUCUUGAACCGCAGUCCCGCCUGUGAUCCAGGCAUGGAAGAGGAACAGAAGAAUCUCCAAAUUGUGUCUUGUGGUUUUGCAGUGCUUGCAAGAGACGGAGAAGGAGAAAAGGCACAUGUCUGGGUAGGAAGAGUUUGCAAAAUACACAAGCAGCCCUGGAGACGGCUGGAACACCUUGUUGCAAGACCAAGAAAACGUGGGAACCAAUCCCAGCAGACAACGCUGGAACAAGAGCUACUUGGGCAAGCUGGUAACAUAAAAGGGCCAAACAAACAUUCCUAAAAUGUAACCCUUGCUACUCUCGGAGAAAAGGAAUGUAGAGCAGGUCAGAGGCAAAGUAAAAACAAAUGGCCCAUGAAGAAAGCAGUUAAAGAGAACUGCACAAGAAACUCCAAAGCGGAGAUGCAAACCCUGUAGGUACAACAGCUAGAAGAGGUGAAGGUCACUCGGG